AUGGCUGGUAUUAUCGGAAUCUAUGGCUUAGUCGUUUCCGUUCUUAUCGCAAAUGAUCUGAAGCAGAGUCUGCUCUUAUAUACCGGCUUGAUCCAGCUUGGUGCGGGUCUCUCCGUCGGCCUCGCCGGCUUAGCAUCUGGUUUUGCUAUUGGCAUCGUUGGUGAUGCCAGAGUUCGUGGAACAGCUCAGCAGCCAAACUGUCUGUAUGGUCUAAUCGUCGCCCUUCUCAUGAACUCACGUGCGAGAGAUGCCGAGGAUUGCUAA
Penicillium concentricum is the source of this 264-nucleotide messenger RNA. Its product is annotated as H(+)-transporting V0 sector ATPase subunit c. Gene Ontology annotation, biological process: proton transmembrane transport. Gene Ontology annotation, cellular component: proton-transporting V-type ATPase, V0 domain. The record is from RefSeq and is a predicted model, not a curated record. The coding region runs from base 1 to 264 and encodes 87 amino acids. Gene Ontology annotation, molecular function: proton-transporting ATPase activity, rotational mechanism. Lineage: Eukaryota; Fungi; Ascomycota; Eurotiomycetes; Eurotiales; Aspergillaceae. The transcript is spliced from 3 exons.